Messenger RNA from Rubroshorea leprosula, 646 nucleotides. The record is from the annotation of a GenBank genome assembly. NCBI's taxonomy places the organism in Eukaryota, Viridiplantae, Streptophyta, Magnoliopsida, Malvales, Dipterocarpaceae.
CUAAAAUCCCUAGGGUUUUGAGGCGGUGGGUUUCUCUCUUAGGUCUGUUCUUCGGCUUCAGAGCUCCUUCUCUUUAUUUUUUUACUUGCAUCUGCUCCACUUGCUUGCCUUUUUUCUUGUUUCUUUUCGAUUUCCCUUUUUGUUUUGUUUCGUUUCAAUUCUUUCAAAUUUAGGGAGCGAUUGAUGGAAGGCUGUUUCAAAUCUACAGGAUGGAUUGCUAGGGUGGAGGUGGACUGUUUCGGUGGGUUGAGGAUGGCUAGGGUGGUUACAGAUUGGUUCAGUGGGUUGCGGUUGGAUAUGGUUUGGCGGUUCAAUUUAAAUAUAGAAACAGCAGAUGAAGGAAUUGGACCCAUGCUCAAUCGUGUUCGUCUUGAUGAGGAUGAAGACGACAUUCUCCCCUUGCUCUCGGUUUGGAAACUAGAUGCUUUCAAGGUGGAAAAGCUGUGGUUGGUGGGUAUUAACUCUUCAAAAUCUUCUCAAUUCCACUUUUGCUGCGCAAUAACUAAAGAGGAUGGCCUCCCAUAGGUAUAUGUCAUCUUAAGAUAGGGAAGACUACCAAAGUAUUGUUUGCUAUUUUGUGUAAUUCAGUCUCUUCUAAACACGCGUAUUCUAUCAUAGAAAUUCACAUUAAAUAAUUUUACAUAAU